Molecule: messenger RNA, 1823 nt
Organism: Aspergillus glaucus CBS 516.65
Lineage: Eukaryota; Fungi; Ascomycota; Eurotiomycetes; Eurotiales; Aspergillaceae
Product: TATA-binding protein-associated factor TAF6
Exons: 3
Coding region: 253-1587 (444 amino acids)
Biological process (GO): transcription initiation at RNA polymerase II promoter; RNA polymerase II preinitiation complex assembly
Cellular component (GO): SAGA complex; transcription factor TFIID complex; SLIK (SAGA-like) complex
Molecular function (GO): RNA polymerase II general transcription initiation factor activity; protein heterodimerization activity; transcription coactivator activity
Source: RefSeq, a predicted model, not a curated record
UUGGCAUCGCGACAGCUCUGUUCCUCCGACAGACGUUCAACGCUGUCACUGGUAUUUCUACUUAUUGCAACUGCUGAGCUGUGCUAGCAGAAUGAGUGCUAUUUUCUUUGAAGCCACGAGACUCCGUUAAUUCACGUACCACUACGGUCUGUCCUUGAAUUCCCAUCGGCCAUAACCAUCUCCGUUCUUUACACCCCGAAUCCCCUUCCCAAAUACAACAAACGAGAAACGAACACACGAAAAGAAAACAAAAUGUCCGUCUGGAACCCCGACAACAUCCGCGACGUGGCCGAAUCCGUCGGCAUCGUCAACCUGCACAACGAAGUCACCGAGAACCUCGCCCGCGACGUCGAAUACCGCAUCGCGCAAGUCCUCGAAGAAGCGUUCAAAUUCAUGCGCCACAGCAAGCGCACGACCAUGACAACACACGACGUUGCACAUGCGCUACGGGUGCUGGACGUGGAGCCGUUGUAUGGGUAUGAGUCGACGAGGCCGUUGCGGUUUGGGGAGGCGUCGUUGGGGCCUGGGCAGCCGUUGUUUUAUGUCGAGGAUGAGGAGGUAGAUUUUGAGAAGUUGAUUAAUGCGCCGUUGCCCAAGGUGCCGAGGGAGGUUUCUUUUACUGCACACUGGCUUGCCGUCGAAGGCGUCCAACCAUCCAUCCCCCAGAACCCUACGGCCGCAGACUCACGAAACCUCGAACUCCUCUCCAAGGGCCCGAAUGCCAACUCGACGCUGGCCGCCAUGAGCGGCACCAACGUCGCCGUCAAACCCCUGGUCAAGCACGUGCUGUCCAAGGAGCUACAGUUGUACUUUGAGAAGGUGUGCAGUGCGUUUCUGGACUCGAGCGAGGAGUACCGGACUAGUGGGUAUGCGAGUCUACGGGAGGAUCCUGGGCUACAUCAGCUGGUGCCGUAUUUUGUGCAGUUUAUCGCCGAGAAGGUUACGCAUAGCUUGAAGGAUAUUUUUGCGUUGACGCAGGUUAUGCAUAUGACCGAGGCGUUGGUGCAGAAUAAGUCGCUUUAUGUUGAUCCAUACGUUGCAUCCCUGGUCCCCCCCAUCCUAACCUGCCUUAUCGGCCGCCAUCUAGGCGGCAACGCAGACUUAACAGAACAAUUCGCCCUGCGUGACCUCGCCGCCUCGCUCCUCGGCCUGAUUGGCAAGAAAUACUCGCACUCGUCGCACGCGCUCAAACCCCGUCUCGCCCGCUCAUGCCUCAAGACCUUCCUCGACCCCGCCAAGCCCUUUGGCGCCCACUACGGCGCCGUCAUUGGCCUACACUCCGUAGGCGGUCCCGAAGCUGUCCGCGUCUUGAUCCUCCCGAACCUAGCGACAUACUCGAACAACCUCCUCCGCGACGGCCUGGCCGAUGAUAACCCACGCCGACCGGAAGCUGAACGCGUUCUGGGGGCACUACUAGCCGUGCUCGGGACUUUGAGGGAGGGCCGUCUUCCGCAGGUGAAUGGCCAUGUGCCACAGGUUACGGAGGAUGUCCGGGAGCGGCUUACUGGUAGAGUUGGGGAGAUAAUUGCGGCAAGAAUUGCGGAGGGGAGUGAGGUUCAACUGGCGCAGGCUUUGCUUGAAGCUUAGCUGGCCCCUUUAUGAUAUCGUUUUUAUUACAUUAGGGGUAAGGGUAUUGGGCGUUGGGCAUUGGUGUUUUAUCUGUUUUUACAAAAUCGCGCAGUUAAUGGAGCGUUAUGUAAGCCUUGCGACGUCAUUUUGCCGGGUAGUACCGCCUGGUCGCGCGACCAUUCCCUUGAUACAGAUACUUGGAUGUACUCCGGAGUAGUUAUAGGGAGUAUCGAGAGAAGACGGUGUAUUAUUAU